AUGAACCAGGGAGUGAAGCGACAAAGGUUGAAUGCCCCAGUAAGUAUUGUGUAUGGCGUAAACAGUUUUGCCAACGAUCCAUGCCGCUCAGCAGCUACACAGGGAAAAGAAGCAUGGAAUGGCUUCUGUGAACUCGAAUCAGAACCUGCUCUCUUCAAUGUGAUGCUUCGUGAAUUUGGUGUGAAAGGAGUCAAAGUUCAGGAGGUUGUGUCCUUAGACGAGGAGAUGAUGGCAUUUCUAAAUAAGCCUGUCUAUGGGCUAAUCUUUUUGUUUCGUUGGAGGGAAGACGAUCCUAAUAAGCAGGAAGCGAGUUGCCCGGAAGGGCUCUGGUUUGCAAAUCAGACAACGAGUAAUGCCUGUGCAAGUGUGGCCCUUCUUAACAUAGUCAACAACAUAGAGGGCAUCGAGCUGGGAGAGAAUCUACAACAUUUUAAGAAUUUCACAAUGCCAUUUACACCAGCAUUAAGGGGGGAUGCGAUCAACAAUUUUGAGUUUGUUAAACGAAUACACAAUUCAUUUGCACGAAAGAUGGACAUGCUCAAUUCAGAUCUCCUGCUUAAAUACGAGGCGACAUCCAAACGAUCGCGCCUAGGCAAAUACACUCAGGACGAAAACGAGAUGCACGCAGGAUUUCAUUUUAUUGCCUUUGUGCCUGCCUUAGGAACAGUGUGGAAAUUCGAUGGCUUGGAACGCCAGCCUCAGGCGCUUGGGCAUUACACAUCUGAUGAUGAUUGGCUAGAUCUGGUCAAACCCAAUAUUCGCACCAAAAUGGAAGAGUACGAAGAGGGCCAGAUCGAGUUCUCAAUUCUAAGUCUCACUCAAGAUCCACUUCCUAAUCUUAUAGGAGGGUCUAUUUCGGAAUCAACGUUUGCGGAACAGCUUCAAGAAGCUAUUAUUGGACCAGAUGAGUCGUACGGUCUAACGAGGGAGCGCAUCGACCAGUCCGAGAUUCCUACUGCGUGCGAAGAAGAGUAUGGAACAUUGUCGAAUGAAGACCUCCUCCAACAUAGGCAGCACCUGGUGGCUCAACAGCAAUCGCUUCGAAUCACCAUCCGAGAAGAACAACAAUCCCUUCAGGCGGAUGAUGACUAUGCGGCGGGCCGAAGCAUAUGA
This is a messenger RNA of Aspergillus tanneri, 1113 nucleotides long. RefSeq names its product ubiquitin C-terminal hydrolase 37. The record is from RefSeq and is a predicted model, not a curated record. The transcript has 8 exons. Gene Ontology annotation, cellular component: cytoplasm. Gene Ontology annotation, biological process: ubiquitin-dependent protein catabolic process; protein deubiquitination. Gene Ontology annotation, molecular function: cysteine-type deubiquitinase activity. Bases 1 to 1113 code for a protein of 370 amino acids. NCBI's taxonomy places the organism in Eukaryota, Fungi, Ascomycota, Eurotiomycetes, Eurotiales, Aspergillaceae.